Molecule: messenger RNA, 3970 nt
Organism: Trichosurus vulpecula (common brushtail)
Lineage: Eukaryota; Metazoa; Chordata; Mammalia; Diprotodontia; Phalangeridae
Gene: SLC22A3
Product: solute carrier family 22 member 3
Exons: 11
Coding region: 286-1980 (564 amino acids)
Biological process (GO): transmembrane transport
Cellular component (GO): membrane
Molecular function (GO): transmembrane transporter activity
Source: RefSeq, a predicted model, not a curated record
GGGGGUGGGAAAGAAGAGGCUUGGGUGCGUGGGGAAUCAUUUGUAGGAAACUGCCUCGGGGCAGCAGAGUUGCACCCAAGGGUGGGGGAGGGGGCGCGGGGAAUUAUACCAAAGUUGGAGGAGAAGCAGCGGAGGCAGAGAGUGCAUAGUAGCCACGCGGGUCCUGGCGAAGCGGAGGAAGGGGAAGAAGAAGCGGCCGAAGAGGAGAAGGAGGAGUAGGAGGAGAAAGAAGAAAAGGAGAAGAAGAACAAGGAGGAGGAAGAAGAGAAGGCUGGAUUCUUUUGCAUGAUGCCCUCCUUCGACGAGGUGCUGCAGAAGGCGGGCGAGUUUGGGCGCUUCCAGCGGCGGGUGUUCCUGCUGAUGUGCCUGACCGGCAUCACUUUUGCCUUCCUCUUCGUCAGCGUGGUCUUCCUGGGCAUCAGCCCGGACCACCACUGGUGCCGGGGUCCCAGCGCCGAGGCGCUGGCGGAGCGCUGCGGCUGGAGCCCCGAGGAGGAAUGGAACCGCACGGCGCCCGCCCGGAGCGCUGGGGAGUCGGGAGCCCGCUCCGACGGGCGCUGUGAGCGCUACGAGCUGGAAGCGGCCAACUGGAGCAGCGCUGCGGGAUCAGCCGACGCUGCCGCGGGGGGUCUCAGCUGCAGUGACCCGCUCGCCUCCUUCCCCAACCGCACCGCGCCCUUGGUCCCCUGCCAGGGCAACUGGAAGUACAGCCAGUCCCACGCUACCAUUGUCAGCGAGUUUAACCUGGUGUGUUUAAACUCUUGGAUGCUGGACUUUACCCAGGCUAUUCUGAAUCUGGGGUUUCUGGCUGGGGCUUUUACUCUGUGCUACGCAGCAGAUAGGUAUGGAAGAAUAAUUAUAUAUUUGAUCUCCUGCUUUGGUGUGGGAGUAAGUGGUAUCAUUGUGGCAUUUGCUCCAAACUUUACUGUGUUUGUGAUCUUUCGCUUCCUGCAAGGUGUUUUUGGAAAGGGAACAUGGAUGACAUCUUACGUUAUUGUGACAGAAAUGGUUGGUUCAAAACAGAGAAGGAUUGUGGGAAUCGUGAUUCAAAUGUUCUUCACCCUUGGAAUCAUAAUUAUCCCUGGGAUUGCUUACCUUAUCCCCAAUUGGCAAGGGAUCCAGCUAGCCAUCACACUGCCCAACUUUCUGUUCCUUCUCUAUUACUGGGUGGUUCCUGAGUCUCCCAGAUGGCUAAUCACUCGGAAGAAAGGAGAAAAGGCCUUGAAAAUUCUGCAGAGCAUUGCCAAGUACAAUGGGAAAUAUCUCUCACCAAAUUACUCAGAGAUCACUGUUACAGAUGAGGAGGUUAGUAAUCCAUCCUUUUUAGAUCUGGUGAGGACUCCCCAAAUGAGGAAAUGCACACUUAUUCUAAUGUUUGCUUGGUUCACAAGUGCAGUGGUUUACCAAGGACUUGUCAUGCGCCUGGGAAUCAUAGGUGGAAACCUCUAUAUAGAUUUUUUUAUCUCAGGAGUUGUGGAAUUGCCGGGAGCUGUCCUGAUUUUACUAACAAUUGAGCGUAUUGGACGACGCCUUCCCUUUGCAGUGAGCAAUAUAGUAGCAGGAAUUGCCUGUCUUGUUACAGCAUUCUUACCAGAAGGGACACCGUGGUUGAGAACCUCAGUAGCUACUAUAGGAAGACUGGGGAUUACCAUGGCUUUUGAAAUUGUCUAUUUGGUGAAUUCAGAAUUGUAUCCAACAACAUUAAGAAACUUUGGUGUUUCAUUGUGUUCAGGUUUGUGUGAUUUUGGUGGUAUUGUAGCUCCAUUCUUGCUGUUCCGGCUAUCAGCCAUCUGGCUAGAACUACCUCUUAUCAUUUUUGGUAUUCUUGCAUCAGUCUGUGGAGGUCUUGUCAUGCUCUUACCUGAAACGAAGGGGAUUGCCUUACCUGAGACAGUGGAGGAUGUAGAAAAACUUGCCAGCCCACAUCUCUACAAAAGAGGCAAGAAGAAGAAAAGUCAAGUAACAACCAUUCAUACUUGAGUCCUUGCCAAAGACUAAAGAAGGUAUUUGGUGUGAGGUUGCACCCCAGGAACCUGGUUCCUAUGAGAUAUUCCUUUGAAAUCAGUAAAACACAACUUGCAAGGAUAUGUAUUUCAUUUUCAACUGCAUUUUAAUAUGAGCAAGGUCUCUGUACUAUAUAUAUAUUGUAUAUCAAGUAUGAUAUAUAGACUUUUAAAAUAUACAGUGUAUUUUUGUAUAAUAUUGGAAAGAAUAGGCAUUUCUUUUUGGGAGAAUUGGACAUGUGGCCCUAUCGGUAAAGAGCCACUUCAUUCAGCAGCUUUCAUGGAGCCAAGAAAUGUUCUUUCUAUUGGAGUUGUUCACUUGUGAUGCAAGGAGGGAAAAAGCUCCAUGAUGAAUGACAAAACAUGCCUGCCUCAUUCUGAUGGGGAUUCCUCCAGCAAGUCAGGAAAUGCAAACAAGCAGAAUUUAAGAAUGGUGUUGGUGACUUGAGCAGCAGUAAUCCAGGUCAAUUCAACAAGAAAAAAAUAUGGGGACGACUUCAUCAAAAUCUGGACGAACAAUGAAAGGGCCAAGAUUUGGGAACGCUGAUAUUGGAAUCCAAAUAUGUUGGACAACACCGUACUGAGCCUUUACCAUCUCUUGUCAUCUUGAGCACUUGGGAUAUAGCAUUCACCAAUUUGAUUUUCCCUUUCUAUCCUGUCAGUUUCUAUAAAUCUUAGCUUGAUUUCUGUGCUGUGCCAAUUACAAAGAUCCAUUUGUAAUAUAGGUUGAGAUUUUGGCUAGAUUACUUAUUACUCAAGAUUAACCCUGAGAUUAUCCAAAAAGAUUAUUAUUUUUUUUCCUGCUGUGAGCACCUAAAGCCAGAUCUUUAGUUCAAUGAGAAGGAACUGUGGAGGAGAAAAUGGCCCUCACUACAGAUGAGUUCAUAGUUCUCUGCAUUUUCAAAGGCUAAAGUGGUUUGCAUUGUAUUUGUUAGGUUUGUUUCUUGAUGAUAUCUGUAUUUAAUAAGACACAGAGAUUUCUUAUUCACUUCUUCCAAUUCUUGCUUAUCCAAGGACUGGGCCAAUGCUUAAUGCAAAACGAAGAGUACAUACAGUCAUGCUUAAACUAAUUAGCAUCCAGUUUUGCAAGUGCUCAUAGACAUCACAAAAUAUCUUUGAAUGUCGUCAGGGUUUUUUGGUAUGCUACUCUGUAUAUUAUCUUUUCAGGUUGAGUAUGUACCUUAUACGGUAUUUUUAAUAUUAUGUUUCUGGGAUGAGAUAGAGGGACACUUAAAGGGCAUGAGAUCUAGACAAUGUUAGAAUUUCUAUUAGAGUAUGCAUAUAUAGAUGUAUAUGUGUACACAAUAUGUGUGCUAAUCACAAUAUAAGCUUUAAAUCCUUAUAUCACAAUUGAUUUAAUGUUAAAUGUUCAUUUUAUAAAAUAUGUCAAACAAUUUGCUUUGGAUUUUAAUGGCUUCACUAAUUCAUAGUUGUAUUGCUGUUGCCUUUUUUUCCCUUAAGAGCACUAGCUUUAAGAACACUUUAGUGUUUUUAAUAUCACCCUGUAUCUUUAAGCUAUUUUACCUCCAGUAACAAUAAAAAAUGUUAAAUUGGCAGAAAAAAAUUAAUAAUGAUUCUCUCCUCUUUUCUCAGCUUUAAGAAAAAUUCACAAAGCAAAUUAGUAUGAUCAUUUUCCCCACACGUCAAAAUAUUUUUCCCUUUCAGCUUCUGGUCAGUAAUAAACAUGUCCUUGUCUAGAGAUAAGGAAAAUAAGAUAAAAGCCUUUUCUUAAAACCUUUUGGUUCUAAGCUUUUGGAUUCCUCUUACUUUCUAAGGCGUUUCGAUAAUGAGCUUAAUUCACAAUUCUACUGUUUGUCUCAUUUGGAAUAUUUGUAUCUCUCAGGAUUUUUUCAGCAGAGUGUCUCUGGUCAUUGGCCAGCUUACUACUGUCCCCAGGAGGUGACUGGCAUAGUGGAAGGACCACCACAGCCUUAAUAUAUGGAUCCAAAUCCUACUCUUCCUCUUAC